AAUAGGUAGUACUCCGUAUCUUCCAUUGCUUGUAAUUUACAGCUUAACACGGGUGAGGUCGUGCGGAGGAGACGUUGAAAGACGAAAAAGAAGAAAGAUGUCGUUAGUGGAUUACGCUUCGUCCGACGGCGAAGAAGAUCAAGAAGAUGCACCCAUCAAACAACCCCAACUUCAUCCUCAGCCUUCCACCACCACCUCCUCCGACGCUCCUUCUCAAUCUAAAUCCCUUCAAUCCCAAUCAAUCAAAUCAUCGUCUAAUCAAUCAUCAAAAGAUGUCUCACCUUCACCUAUUGGGAAUCUCCCUGAUGCUUCAUUGCUCUUAAGUUCUCCUAUCUCAUCUCAGCAAACUGGUAGUGAUCACUUUUCUCGAGUUGCAGCUGCUAUGGCUGAGAAUGCGUCACGCAAGAGAGAAGCAAACGGGCCAAGUUCUUCAAAUAUCCGUGGUAAAAUUCCAAGAGGGAAUCUUCCACACACGAAGGACAUUCCAGAUACUAGCAGUGGAGUGUUGAUGCCUCCCCAGCUUCGUGGCAGGAGCAAUGUUGUCACAGAAGAUAUCAACAAGCUUUUUGUUAGAAGAAACUCUCAAGGAAAGACGUAAGCUUUAUGGAGUGUUUAUGUUGUCAUGCCAUAGAAAGUUCCAAGCUUUCAAUGUUAAGGGAUUGUUAUGCCAUAUAUUCGGCUCUGGGCUUGAAAGAUUGUUGUUGGCUUGUUACUCAUGGGACUCGUCAUAUCAAGGUCUAUCCCUUAUUGUUGUCUGCAAUAAUCAUAGGUCAUCUCUUCUCCCUUUGUAAGCUGACUGUUAUUUGCUUAAUUACUUCUGAUGACGACACAGUUUGUACCAUAGCCAUGUAUUUUCUAGGUCUGGUGAAUGAUACAACAGAUUAUUGUAGAGUUAGUACACUGUAUUCAUUGUACAUUUGAUAUGUUUGAUAUGUUAUUUGAUAUGUUUCAUUGUACAAUAUAUAAUAUGUUAUUUCAUAUUCAUACAUCUGAUAUUUCAUUUUUCAUUUAGCCUGUUUCAUAUUAUAUAUCAAUUGUUUCAUUGUAUAUAUUUGUUGUGCCGUUGUUCCUUGGUACAUCUAAUUGUUUCAUAUUACACAGAUCAAGGCAUUUUCUAAAUUUCUAAAUGAAAAGAAAGUUGGGAAUGGACGGGGAGUGUCUAGAUUCAAUACCACUAUGAAGGAAAUGAGAUGGAAGAAUAAUGAGAAUUAUAAUGACUGCGGUGUAUACGCUCUCAAACACAUGGAAACUUACAUGGGGCAGCUAGAUGAAUGUUGGGAUAUUGGAUUCGACCCAAAAGAUCCUGAUAUAAUGAAGAAGCUGAGGAUUGAGUAUUGUGGGAAAAUAUUGACAAGCCCUGCAAACGUACUACAAGAUGAAGUUAUAGCCAAAUCAAAGACCUGGGCAUUAGAGCAGC
This is a messenger RNA of Chenopodium quinoa (quinoa), 1417 nucleotides long. RefSeq lists its product as uncharacterized. The coding region runs from base 98 to 598 and encodes 166 amino acids. The transcript has 4 exons. The record is from RefSeq and is a predicted model, not a curated record. Lineage: Eukaryota; Viridiplantae; Streptophyta; Magnoliopsida; Caryophyllales; Amaranthaceae.